Messenger RNA from Chlorocebus sabaeus (green monkey), 7334 nucleotides. RefSeq names its product kinase D interacting substrate 220 (gene KIDINS220). The record is from RefSeq and is a predicted model, not a curated record. Gene Ontology annotation, biological process: nerve growth factor signaling pathway. Gene Ontology annotation, molecular function: protein kinase regulator activity; PDZ domain binding. Lineage: Eukaryota; Metazoa; Chordata; Mammalia; Primates; Cercopithecidae.
AGUUCGUGGAGAGGGAAGAAUAUGGCCGCCGGGUGUGGUGAGAGCGACGCGCUUCCAGUCGUCGUCUCUUGCUUUCCCGUCCUCUGACAUCGCCUGCAGCCGAGUGGGCCCGUUCCGCCGGAGCCGAGGACCAGGUAUUCAAAUAAAGUUAACUGCAGCUUUCUGUGAAAAUGUCAGUUUUGAUAUCACAGAGCGUAAUAAAUUAUGUAGAGGAAGAAAACAUCCCUGCUCUGAAAGCUCUUCUUGAAAAAUGCAAAGACGUGGAUGAGAGAAAUGAGUGUGGCCAGACUCCACUGAUGAUAGCUGCUGAACAAGGCAAUCUGGAAAUAGUGAAGGAAUUAAUUAAGAAUGGAGCUAACUGCAAUCUGGAAGAUUUGGAUAAUUGGACAGCACUUAUAUCCGCAUCGAAAGAAGGGCAUGUACACAUCGUAGAGGAACUGCUGAAAUGUGGGGUUAACCUGGAGCACCGUGAUAUGGGAGGAUGGACAGCUCUCAUGUGGGCAUGUUACAAAGGCCGUACUGAUGUAGUAGAUUUGCUUCUUUCUCAUGGUGCCAAUCCAAGUGUCACUGGUCUGCAGUACAGUGUUUACCCCAUCAUUUGGGCAGCAGGGAGAGGACAUGCAGAUAUAGUGCAUCUUUUACUGCAAAAUGGUGCUAAAGUCAACUGCUCUGAUAAGUAUGGAACCACCCCUUUAGUUUGGGCUGCACGAAAGGGUCAUUUGGAAUGUGUGAAACAUUUACUGGCCAUGGGAGCUGAUGUGGAUCAAGAAGGAGCUAAUUCAAUGACCGCACUGAUUGUGGCAGUGAAAGGAGGCUACACACAGUCAGUAAAAGAAAUUUUGAAGAGGAAUCCAAAUGUAAACUUAACAGAUAAAGAUGGAAAUACAGCUUUGAUGAUUGCAUCAAAGGAAGGACAUACGGAGAUUGUGCAGGAUCUGCUGGAUGCUGGAACAUAUGUGAACAUACCUGACAGGAGUGGGGAUACUGUAUUGAUUGGUGCUGUCAGAGGUGGUCAUGUUGAAAUUGUUCGAGCGCUUCUCCAAAAAUACGCUGAUAUAGACAUUAGAGGACAGGACAAUAAAACUGCUUUGUAUUGGGCUGUUGAGAAAGGAAAUGCAACAAUGGUGAGAGAUAUCUUACAGUGCAAUCCUGAUACUGAAAUAUGCACCAAGGAUGGUGAGACGCCACUUAUAAAGGCUACCAAGAUGAGAAAUAUUGAAGUGGUGGAGCUGCUACUAGAUAAAGGCGCGAAAGUGUCUGCUGUAGAUAAGAAAGGAGACACUCCCUUGCAUAUUGCUAUUCGUGGAAGGAGCCGAAAACUGGCGGAACUGCUUUUAAGAAAUCCCAAAGAUGGGCGGUUACUUUAUAGGCCCAACAAAGCAGGCGAGACUCCUUACAAUAUUGACUGUAGCCAUCAGAAGAGUAUUUUAACUCAAAUAUUUGGAGCCAGACACUUGUCUCCUACUGAAACAGAUGGUGACAUGCUUGGAUAUGAUUUAUAUAGCAGUGCCCUAGCAGAUAUUCUCAGUGAGCCGACCAUGCAGCCACCCAUUUGUGUGGGGUUAUAUGCACAGUGGGGAAGUGGGAAAUCUUUCUUACUCAAGAAACUAGAAGAUGAAAUGAAAACCUUCGCCGGACAACAAAUUGAGCCUCUCUUUCAGUUCUCAUGGCUCAUAGUGUUUCUUACCCUGCUACUUUGUGGAGGGCUUGGUUUAUUGUUUGCCUUCACGGUCCAUCCGAAUCUUGGAAUAGCAGUGUCAUUGAGCUUCUUGGCUCUCUUAUACAUAUUCUUUAUUGUCAUUUACUUUGGUGGACGAAGAGAAGGAGAGAGUUGGAAUUGGGCCUGGGUCCUCAGCACUAGAUUGGCAAGACAUAUUGGAUACUUGGAACUCCUCCUUAAAUUGAUGUUUGUGAAUCCACCUGAGUUGCCAGAGCAGACUACUAAAGCUUUACCUGUGAGGUUUUUGUUUACAGAUUACAAUAGACUGUCCAGUGUAGGUGGAGAAACUUCUCUGGCUGAAAUGAUUGCAACCCUCUCGGAUGCUUGUGAAAGAGAGUUUGGCUUUUUGGCAACCAGGCUUUUUCGAGUAUUCAAGACUGAAGAUACUCAGGGUAAAAAGAAAUGGAAGAAAACAUGUUGUCUCCCAUCUUUUGUCAUUUUCCUUUUUAUCAUUGGCUGCAUUAUAUCUGGAAUUACUCUUCUGGCUAUAUUUAGAGUUGACCCAAAGCAUCUGACUGUAAAUGCUGUCCUCAUAUCAAUCGCAUCUAUAGUGGGAUUGGCCUUUGUGUUGAACUGUCGUACAUGGUGGCAAGUGCUGGACUCCCUCCUGAAUUCCCAAAGAAAACGCCUCCAUAAUGCAGCCUCCAAACUGCACAAAUUAAAAAGUGAAGGAUUCAUGAAAGUUCUUAAAUGUGAAGUAGAAUUGAUGGCCAGGAUGGCAAAAACCAUUGACAGCUUCACUCAGAAUCAGACAAGGCUGGUCGUCAUCAUCGAUGGAUUAGAUGCCUGUGAACAGGACAAAGUCCUUCAGAUGCUGGACACUGUCCGAGUUCUGUUUUCAAAAGGCCCUUUCAUUGCCAUUUUUGCAAGUGAUCCACAUAUUAUCAUAAAGGCAAUUAACCAGAACCUCAAUAGUGUGCUUCGGGAUUCGAAUAUAAAUGGCCAUGACUACAUGCGCAACAUAGUGCAUUUGCCUGUGUUCCUUAAUAGUCGUGGACUGAGCAAUGCAAGAAAAUUUCUCGUCACUUCAGCAACAAAUGGGGACGUUCCAUGCUCAGAUACUACAGGGAUACAGGAAGAUGCUGACAGAAGAGUUUCACAGAACAGCCUUGGGGAGAUGACAAAACUUGGUAGCAAGACAGCUCUCAAUAGACGGGACACUUACCGAAGAAGGCAGAUGCAGAGGACCAUCACUCGCCAGAUGUCCUUUGAUCUUACAAAACUGCUGGUUACCGAGGACUGGUUCAGUGACAUCAGUCCCCAGACCAUGAGAAGAUUACUUAAUAUUGUUUCUGUGACAGGUCGAUUACUGAGAGCCAAUCAGAUUAGUUUCAACUGGGACAGGCUUGCUAGCUGGAUCAACCUCACUGAGCAGUGGCCAUACCGGACUUCAUGGCUCAUAUUAUAUUUGGAAGAGACUGAAGGUAUUCCAGAUCAAAUGACAUUAAAAACAAUCUACGAAAGAAUAUCAAAGAAUAUUCCAACAACUAAGGAUGUUGAGCCACUGCUUGAAAUUGAUGGAGAUAUAAGAAAUUUUGAGGUGUUUUUAUCUUCAAGGACCCCAGUUCUUGUGGCUCGAGAUGUAAAAGUCUUUUUGCCAUGCACUGUAAACCUAGAUCCCAAACUACGGGAAAUUAUUGCAGAUGUUCGCGCUGCCAGAGAGCAGAUCAGUAUCGGAGGACUGGCGUACCCGCCGCUCCCUCUACAUGAGGGUCCUCCUAGGGCACCAUCAGCGUACAGCCAGCCCCCAUCUGUGUGCUCUUCCACGUCCUUCAAUGGGCCCUUCGCAGGUGGAGUGGUGUCACCACAGCCUCACAGCAGCUAUUACAGUGGCAUGACAGGCCCUCAGCAUCCCUUCUACAACAGGCCAUUCUUUGCCCCAUACCUUUACACGCCAAGGUAUUACCCUGGCGGCUCCCAACAUCUCAUCUCACGUCCAUCAGUAAAAACGAGUUUGCCCAGAGAUCAGAACAAUGGCCUAGAAGUUAUCAAGGAGGAUGCUGCUGAGGGGCUUUCUUCACCCACAGACUCCUCGAGGCCAUGUGACUCUGGGUUUAACAAACAGAGACAGGGGUCAGGCGCAGCCCCAGGCCCAGUGGUAUUACUGAAUUCACUGAAUGUGGAUGCAGUAUGUGAGAAGCUGAAACAAAUAGAAGGGCUGGACCAGAGUAUGCUGCCUCAGUAUUGUGCCACGAUCAAAAAGGCAAACAUAAAUGGCCGUGUGUUAGCUCAGUGUAACAUUGAUGAACUGAAGAAAGAGAUGAAUAUGAAUUUUGGAGACUGGCACCUUUUCAGAAGCACAGUACUAGAAAUGAGAAACGCAGAAAGCCAGGUGGUCCCUGAAGACCCACGUUUCCUCAGUGAGAGCAGCAGUGGCCCAGCCCCACACGGUGAACCUGCUCGCCGCACUUCCCACAGUGAGCUGCCUCACACCGAGCUCUCCAGCCAGACGCCCUACACACUCAACUUCAGCUUUGAAGAGCUGAACACGCUUGGCCUGGACGAAGGUGCCCCUCGUCACAGUAAUCUAAGUUGGCAGUCACAAACUCGCAGAACCCCAAGUCUUUCGAGUCUCAAUUCCCAGGAUUCCAGUAUUGAAAUUUCAAAGCUUACUGAUAAGGUGCAGGCCGAGUAUAGAGAUGCCUAUAGAGAAUACAUUGCUCAGAUGUCCCAGUUAGAAGGGGGCCCAGGGUCUACAACCAUUAGUGGCAGAUCUUCUCCACAUAGCACAUAUUACAUGGGUCAGAGUUCAUCAGGGGGCUCUAUUCAUUCAAACCUAGAACAAGAAAAGGGGAAGGAUAGUGAACCAAAGCCCGAUGAUGGGAGGAAGUCCUUUUUAAUGAAGAGGGGAGAUGUUAUCGAUUAUUCAUCAUCAGGGGUUUCCACCAAUGAUGCCUCCCCCCUGGAUCCUAUCACUGAAGAAGAUGAAAAAUCAGAUCAGUCAGGCAGUAAGCUUCUCCCAGGCAAGAAAUCUUCCGAAAGGUCGAGCCUCUUCCAGACAGAUUUGAAGCUUAAGGGAGGUGGGCUGCGCUAUCAGAAACUCCCAAGUGACGAGGAUGAAUCUGGCACAGAAGAAUCAGAUAACACUCCUCUGCUCAAAGAUGACAAAGACAGAAAAGCCGAAGGGAAAGUAGAGAGAGUGCCAAAGUCUCCGGAACACAGUGCUGAGCCGAUUAGAACCUUCAUUAAAGCCAAAGAGUAUUUAUCGGAUGCCCUUCUUGACAAAAAGGAUUCAUCGGAUUCAGGAGUGAGGUCCAAUGAGAGUUCUCCCAAUCACUCUCUGCACAACGAAGUGGCGGAUGACUCCCAGCUUGAAAAGGCAAAUCUCAUAGAGCUGGAAGAUGACAGUCACAGCGGAAAGCGGGGAAUCCCACAUAGCUUGAGUGGCCUGCAAGAUCCAAUUAUAGCUCGGAUGUCCAUUUGUUCAGAAGACAAGAAAAGCCCUUCCGAAUGCAGCCUGAUAGCCAGCAGCCCUGAAGAAAACUGGCCUGCGUGCCAGAAAGCCUACAACCUGAACCGAACGCCCAGCACUGUGACUCUGAACAACAACAGUGCUCCAGCCAAUAGAGCCAAUCAAAAUUUUGAUGAGAUGGAGGGAAUUAGGGAGACUUCUCAAGUCAUUUUGAGGCCUAGUUCCAGUCCCAACCCAACCACUAUUCAGAAUGAGAAUCUAAAAAGCAUGACACAUAAGCGAAGCCAACGUUCAAGUUACACAAGGCUCUCCAAAGAUCCUUCGGAGCUCCAUGCAGCGGCCUCUUCUGAGAGCACAGGCUUUGGAGAAGAAAGAGAAAGCAUUCUUUGAGAAAAACAAGCAAAGGAGAAGAGUAUUACUGUACCCUUAUGACAGAAUUGUCCUGGAUUUUGACUCCAUCCAUGCCCAUCACCUUUCUACAUUUCACUGACAGAUAAGUAACGGAUGAUGAGGCCGAGGUAGAAGAGACAUCCGCAGUGUGACAGAAGGGAGCACGAGAAGCAUGACUCACCAGCCAGCCUCUAUUGUCUUUGUAAUUAGAAGCUUCAGAACUCAUUAAUACCACUGUACCUUUCAUUGGCGCAUUACCCCGUAAAACUUUUUGAGACGAGGUGAGAUCUGGGUAUAAAGAUAGGUCAGAAGUAUUUUAAAGGGCUUAAUUUGCCAAAAAGAAAAGUAAAAAGCUAGAGACCCUUUUUGCAGAACAUUUGGUGCCCACACAUUUGAGGGAAGAUGUGGCUUUAGAUGAAGCAGAAGCAAACCCUGCUCUUAGGGUCUCAUCUAGAUGAGUGCACAGCCUAUGACACUACAGGGAGAGGUCAGUAAACUGAGAUCCAGCCUUCUGGGUGACAGAGGCAUUGCUUAUCACAGAGGUUCUGAAGUUUAAGUAGCAAGUACAUAAUGAAGAGGGCUUUAAAAAUUGCUGAGAAAGCGAGUCACCAGGGCUGGCAGUAGUGUCACGGGGCUGUCCUGAGCUGUUAGGAGAGCAGAUGCUGGGAGGGCUGGUGACCUCUGUGGGUUUAUCUGUUGGAGACUCUUCUCUCCAAAUCCCAGGCUUGGCUUCCAGCACCAUCCAGCUGUGCCUAAGAAGCCACCCUGGUCUGUUCUCCAACUCUUUUAAAUGCUGCCCAACUUUUCUAAGUGAGCUUAGCAAUGAGAAGAAAAAAAAAACAUGAAUUCUUUUUCUGGAAAAUCAGGGAAACAUGGAUAAUAAUAGGCACUAAUAAAUAUUUAUAGAUGAGUGAAUGAGGAAAUAAUUACAUCAAAAAGGUCAGUGACAAUUGAUAAAUGACAAGGAAAUAUUUAAUUAGGUAAAACUAAAUCAUUGCUCUCUAUUCUAGGAUAGACUUUAUCUACUUCGUCUAUUCCUAAGUCAGCAUGUUAAUUCUGGGGGAGGAUCAUAAGAAAGGAAAUACUUUUUAAAAAAAAGUCUAAAAACAUGUUACAAAGCAAGGAUAAAAUUAUAUAUAUACACACACAUAUAUAUAUAUGUGGUGUGACUGUAAAACUGUACUUUCCAUUAAUUAUUAGCAGAGUUAAGAGAAUGAUCACAUUGAAGUACUGUGUGGACUAGAAAUGUGCCCUGUCAUCAUGCAAUGAAAUGUUGUUAUCGUUUUCACAUAGCUCAUUUAUGUAGAAUGAAUUCUGGCGGUUUACCCCACGUCACAGUUAGGACGGUAGAUGGUGAGAUCGCAGAUGCGCGAUUAUCUAGAUUCCGUGUUACAUUUUCAAUGUUUAUCACUCAGUGGAUUUUUAUUAAUAUGCUGAUUAAGUUAUUUACUUGGCCAGUCAUUGUGCUAAAUAGUUGCUCUUUUGUGUUUCAUUGCCGUGAUGUUUGAGUGUAAUCUAGCAUUUUAAUACAGUGUUUAUUUUGCAUGAUCUUUAACAAACGUGUUAAGCAAUUUUAAAAAGGCAGGAUGUUGUUGACAUUAUACACUGAAGUCUUAACAUUUUAAUAUUUAUAGUGCUUAUUAGUUUGCAAAGUUGUAUACUUAGGAAUUAUUUCAGAGACAAUGUUUUCUUUUUCAGGUGAGUAGUUGCCGCGUAAUAUCAUUGGAUACAUUCUUUAUACUGUUUGUGAAAUUAAUACUAGCAUAUUAAGUGUAUAAAUAGAUUUAGAAAACAAUAAAAAAUUGCAUGCUA